Messenger RNA from Papaver somniferum (opium poppy), 1377 nucleotides. RefSeq lists its product as uncharacterized. The transcript has 3 exons. The record is from RefSeq and is a predicted model, not a curated record. The coding region runs from base 209 to 1246 and encodes 345 amino acids. Lineage: Eukaryota; Viridiplantae; Streptophyta; Magnoliopsida; Ranunculales; Papaveraceae.
CUUCUUUCAAAUCUGAUAGCAGCAGAGAAGAAAAACACAAACUCAACAGUUGAAUGGAAAAAAUAAACAGAAUGGCAAAAUGGGAAUUAUUAUUUUCUUGGUGAAGAAAUCAAAAUUCAGACUAUCUCAAGGUUUUGAAGAUUUUGUAGAAGUUUAAGCUUGAGACUCAUUUAGUUUUGAUGGGAAGUUGUCGUCUUAGUUUUACAAUAUGGAUUUCUUAUAUCAUUUUCAAAAGUUAUGUCACGUUGAAAUGAGAAGAUCGAUUUUAGCUGUGGGGAUUGUACUAGCUAUUGUAUUAGUAUAUCAAUCUUCAACUCUCCCUGAUGGGAAUGCUUUAUUCUCGUUAUUUUCCUUUGGUAAGAAUUCAUUGUCAAUUGGGAGAAAUAGUUCAUUGGUAGAAGAUUCUUCGAUGGUUGGUAAUAACUCAAAGGCGAUGAAUUCUUUGAUAGUUUUAGAGGGGUUAAAUAAUACUGAGGUUUCUGUAUUGGGGAACAAUGCUCAUCUCGUAAACGGAACUAAAGGAAUGGAUGGAAGCAUAAAGAAUGUCUUUGAACAGCCAAUUAGAGGUGAUAGUUCAGUUAAUGGUACUUCAAGUGAGAAUGUUGUAGUUGUAGAUAAUAACGAUACCGGAUUGGGGAAUGCCACAACUCAAGAUACUGGUUAUAGUCUAGAUAAGGGAAGAGAACCUGAAGCCGCCCUUGCUCCGAUGCAAGUUAAUGGAUUAGAUGAAAAUUCUUCAAUUGGAAGAGGUCAACGAUCAGAUUCUGGAUUUACAGUAGGGAAUGUUGGAGCUCCAGAAGUUAGUGCUUUAUCUAUACCACCUGCAGUAUCGCCGACAUUGUCUGGUUUUACAGAAGGGAAUGUUGGAGCUCCAGAAGUUAGUGCUUUAUCUAUACCACCUGCAGUAUCGCCGACAUUGUCUGGUUUUACAGAAGGGAAUGUUGGAGAUCCAGAAGUUAGCGUUUUAUCUAUACCACCUGCAGUAUCGCCGACAUUGUCUUUGAAUAGCUUGACUGUGCCGAGGGAUAUAGAAGGAAAUUCAAGCACUUCAAAGGACAAACAGGCAACUCAAAUGCAUUCUGCUAAUAAAAGUUCAUUGCAAUCGAGUACUAGUUUGGUUACUUCAGAUAUUAACCUUACAAAGAUUCAUGAAGCCAACAUCAAGAAAGGAUGGGCACCACGGACAUCUUUGUCUAAGAUGUACAGUUUAUUGCUUCAGAGUCGUAAUUCUUCUCACUCAGUGUAGAAACCACAAUGGCCUUCAAAAUGUGAUGAUGAACUUCUCUCUGCAAAAACACAAAUCGAGAAUUCUCCGAUUAUAAAGGAAGAUAAAGAUCUUGACCCCUACAUUUAUCGAAAUUUUUCGAGAUUCAAAAG